Messenger RNA from Coregonus clupeaformis (lake whitefish), 2137 nucleotides. RefSeq names its product cytosolic phospholipase A2 gamma-like. The transcript is spliced from 19 exons. Gene Ontology annotation, molecular function: calcium ion binding; calcium-dependent phospholipid binding. NCBI's taxonomy places the organism in Eukaryota, Metazoa, Chordata, Actinopteri, Salmoniformes, Salmonidae. Gene Ontology annotation, biological process: glycerophospholipid catabolic process. Bases 188 to 2137 code for a protein of 649 amino acids. The record is from RefSeq and is a predicted model, not a curated record. Gene Ontology annotation, cellular component: nuclear envelope; cytosol; nucleoplasm.
UGCGUGUGUGUGUGUGUGUGUGUGUGUGUGUGUGUGUGUGUAACUGGGCCUAUAUAAGAUGACAGAGGAUGGGACUAGAGUGUGGAUAUCAAGAGGAGAUCAACUGGAGGUGAAGAUUAAGACUGGACUAGUCUGCCGUACUACACUAUACAUCUCUGGAUAUUUUUAAGUGAAUUCAGCGAGAGCAAUGUGGAAACCAAAAGAUACUCUUAAGACUGUGCGUCUGUCUCAAUCCAUCAAUGAUGAGGAGAGAACAUACGUGACGAUGAGGAAGAAACUGAUUAAGAAGUGGCUGAAAGAUCAAGAUAUCGACUGUAAACUAGAGGAUGUUCCUAACAUAGCGUUGCUGGGGUCAGGUGGUGGAGAGAGGGCAGCAGUGGGCAUGCUGGGAUCGCUGUGUCAGCUGGCACAGGACGACCUGCUGGGCAGCCUCCUCUACAUGUGUGGGGUGUCGGGCAGCACCUGGUGCAUGUCAUCCCUGUACAGCAAUCCAGCUGAGUCAUUGAGUAAGAGUUGUGAUGAAAUAAUAAAGAAGCUGAAGGGUCCUACGGUGGACUUGAGCAAGGCUGUGGAGUGGCUGAAAUUGAGGAAAGAACAAAACCAGGACUUCAACCUCACUGACUUCUGGGGCGCAUUCACUGCCUCCUAUUUCAUGAAAGAGAUGAACACUUGCUGUCUUUCUGAAGAUGCUCACAGGAAAUUCAUCAAACCAUACCCCAUCUACAGUGCCAUAGAACUGGACUGCCACAGACAGGGUUACACUAAAGGGGUAUGGUUUGAGAUGACCCCCCACGAGAGCGGCUUCUCCGGAUUGGGCGCUUUCGUCCCCACUUCCUGUCUCGGGAGCCAGUUUGAAGGCGGGACUCUGAGAGAGAAGAGGAAGGAAAUGGACAUGGUUCUGCUGCAAGGUAUCUGUGGGAGUGCCAUUGCAGACGGGCAGAUGAACAGUGCUGAGGUAGUAAAAAAGAUCUGGGGCUUAUUUGGAGGUGGCAAGAACGUUUCAAACUCAGGUGGCAAGAACGUUUCAAACUCAGGUGGCAAGAACGUUUCAAACUCAGGGGAGGACGACAUGAGGUUGGAGUUUGUGAGUAGAGGGGAGGUGAAGGUGUGUAACUGUCUGCCCUCCCAAGUGGGGAGGUGUGUGUCUGAGCUGAUAGAGUACGCUGAGGACCCAGAUGCACUGAAGACAUGGGAAGUCAUCACCACACUGGAACAGCUACUGAAAGGUCAUGUGAGCAGUAAGGGCGAGAUGCUGUGGAACAUGGACGCUGAGAGGUGGCAGAGAAACAGCCUGAUGGAGAGAAAGGAGUUCAUAGAGAAAGUCAGUCUGGAGCUCAUCCUCACCUCAGACAGCUGGACAAAAGACUGGGAGGACCAAAGCUGCACCUGCAACGCUAAAAGGAUGGAGGUAACGAUGGGAAUGACAACCAGGUCAGCCAUGUCAUCCAGCGAGAGAAUAACAAACCCCUGGGUCCCCGAUAAGUUGUGGAUUGCACAAAACAUUUUCCCUCUGGUCAUAAAAUGGGAAUGGGGAACCGUGUCCAACUUCCUCUUCAAGAUCCAAGAUACUAACGUUCCGAGCAGCAUAGCGUCCAAAGAGAAGAUUCACCUGGUAGACGCUGGGUUAAAGAUCAACUCUCCCUAUCCCCCCAUCCUGCGCACAUCGAGGAAAGUCGACCUCAUCAUCUCCUUGGACUUCAGUGCGGGAGACCCCUUUGAGACGGUGCGUAGUGCCAAAACGUACGCGCUUCUGCAGAAGGUCCCCUUUCCCCCAGUGAAGCAGAGUGUGUGGGAGGAGAAAGACCAUCCUGAGGACUGCUACGUUUUCGAGGGGCAAAGCCCUGAAGUGCCCACCAUCAUGCACAUGCCCCUGUUCAACCUGCAGAACUGCCAAGACGAGGAGGAGAUUAAGAAGGAGAGGGAGAAGUACACAACGUUCCACCAGCACUACGAUGCGUCUGAGAUCCAACACAUCAUGGAGAAGGCCAAGGACAACUUGAAGAACAACAAAACAGGAUCCUGGAACAGAUUGUUAUGGCUGUCAAACGCAGAAAGAAUCGCAUCCCAUGGUAUAAGACGCGAAAGACCCUCCAGCCCAUGGUAUAAGACGCGAAAGACCCUCCAGCCCAUGGUAUAA